Megalobrama amblycephala (Wuchang bream) is the source of this 1889-nucleotide messenger RNA. Its product is annotated as DNA ligase 1-like. Bases 166 to 1833 code for a protein of 555 amino acids. Gene Ontology annotation, biological process: DNA repair; lagging strand elongation; Okazaki fragment processing involved in mitotic DNA replication. The record is from RefSeq and is a predicted model, not a curated record. NCBI's taxonomy places the organism in Eukaryota, Metazoa, Chordata, Actinopteri, Cypriniformes, Xenocyprididae. Gene Ontology annotation, molecular function: DNA binding; DNA ligase (ATP) activity. The transcript is spliced from 14 exons. Gene Ontology annotation, cellular component: nucleus; mitochondrion.
GCCGUUGUUUCUGUUGUCUGUGGGAAUGACGUCACUUUGGCGCCGAAUCAUACGGAGUUAAGCGCGCGGAAGAAAAUAUCGAUGCUUCAGAAAUUUUAAUAACACGAUUAUAUAAUAGAAAUAUAUUCCGGAGUUACUCAGUAUCAGCAGUGCAAGACCUCAACAAUGCAGCGAAGCAUAGCGUCAUUCUUUCAGCCAAUGAAAGGCAAGGAGAAGAGUGAUGGACAGGCCAAAGUAAAGGCCGAACCUGUGAAAAGUCCCCUCAAAAUUCAGAAUGGUGUUCAGGAAAGUGAUUCGCCUGUAAAGAAGGUUCAUAAACGCAGUCGAGUAAUCAUAGACAGUGAUGAUGAAGAUCAGCCAGUGGUUAAAGAGCAGGUGCCUAAACAGAGUGAAGUUCAAACAGCAAAGCCAGAGAAGAUUUCUGAUGUUACAAAGGCUGCCUCCACUCCUGUAUCUCCAAAAACUCCCAUAACCCCAAAAACACCCAUAACCCCAAAAACUCCGGUCACUUCAAGUGCCUCUGUUGCCGUGGUAACCCCUGCUUCCUCAGGCACUCCAGGAACUCCAGCAACUCCAACAUCAACUUCACCGUCAGGCAUUCCCAAACGCAAGACUGCCCGCAAGCAGUUCCCCAAGAGGAAGCUGGAAAGCAGGAGCGAUGGAGAGGGGACGAAAGAGGAGGAAGGGAAGGAAGUAGAUGGAGGCCAGGAGAGUAAGAGAGCACGAGUGGGGGCCUCACCUGGGCAGACAGAAAACGAAAUGAUGGAGGUGGAAGAGAAGAGCACAGAUGGAAAGACUGUAGUGGAUGAACAGAAAGAUGAGGAUGAAGCAAAAACGAGUGAAGUUGUGGACAGUGCUAAAAAUGAGAUGAAACAGAAGGAUAAAAAUGAUAAAAAGCAGGAGAAAAAGAUAAAUGAAAAGAAUGCAAAGAAAGAAAAAAUAGAAGACAAGAAAAAGAAGGAAGAUAACAGUCCUGAAAGAGUAGUGAAAAAAGAGAAAGGCACAGAAGAUGAGGGGGGAUCGGCCAAAAAGAAACCUAUCAGCAGCUUUUUUGCACCCAGAAAGGCAGCUGUAAAACUGGAAAAAGAGGAGCGAAAUGCGGGAGAGAAAAAGAAAGAUGGAGAAAUCUCUGAUAUCGCGGAACAGAAAGAGACGAAAAGUGAAAAGGGGGUGGAUUCUGCAGUCCAGAGCCAGUAUGAUCCCUCCAGAGCACAGUACCAUCCCAUUGACCACGCCUGCUGGAAGAAGGGCCAAAAAGUGCCAUAUUUGGCUGUCGCUCGCACCUUUGAAAAGAUUGAAGAGGAUUCAGGAAGGCUGAGAAACAUUGAAACUCUUUCCAACUUUUUGCGCUCUGUAAUUCUUCUCUCUCCAGAUGACCUGUUAUGUUGUGUAUACCUGUGUCUGAACCAGCUCGGCCCUGCGUAUCAGGGUCUGGAGCUGGGCGUCGGGGAUACUGUCCUGAUGAAAGCCGUCGCUCAAGCAACUGGGCGACAGUUGGACAAAAUCAAGGCGGAGGCUCAGGAGAAAGGUGACCUGGGAUUGGUUGCUGAGAGUUCCCGCAGCAACCAGAGAAUGAUGUUUGCACCGGCCAGUCUGACAGCAGGGGGUGUUUUCAACAAACUGAAAGAGAUUGCUAACAUGAGUGGAAACUCUGCAAUGAAUAAGAAGAUUGACAUUAUUAAAGGCUUGUUUGUGGCCUGUCGGUUUUCUGAGGCCCGUUACAUUGUGCGGUCAUUGGCUGGGAAGCUGCGGAUCGGAUUGGCUGAGCAGAGCGUUCUCGCCGCUCUCAGUCAGGCUGUGUGUCUGACGCCCCCGGGCCAAGGUUUAAAAUGAUCCUAAUGAAACUGGCAUUAACACACAUCAUUAUCAGAACAUUGAUAGAACCUGCA